Molecule: messenger RNA, 3363 nt
Organism: Gaeumannomyces tritici R3-111a-1
Lineage: Eukaryota; Fungi; Ascomycota; Sordariomycetes; Magnaporthales; Magnaporthaceae
Exons: 8
Coding region: 609-2945 (778 amino acids)
Source: RefSeq, a predicted model, not a curated record
UCCCGGCGUCGCUUGUGAAGGUCCGCUUGUUUUAAAGGCAGAGAAAUCCUGACCGGCGGCCGCCAGCUGAGAGACGGACGGCACAUGCAUGCUGUCUCUGCUGCCCCGCCAAGCUUGGGAGGUCCAGGCGAGCGUGGACAGAGGGGGCAUCAGUACCUUCGUGUUGCAUUCCUUGGUUUUGCCCUCAAUGCGUGACAGUCAAGCACACAGACGGGCUGCCGUCCGUUGUCUCCUGGGGUGACCGAGGUGACGUCGGAUCGUCCAAGGAAUGGCUGUCUGGUUUCCGGUUUGUGGGGAUUUUACCAGGCCGGAGCUCCCCCUUACUUGGUUCUUACUUGGUUCCAACACGGGCUGGCCAGGUAGCGGCUGGAAUUGGUGUUUGCUUUAAAUCCUGCCCCUCUCCUCUGUCCCCUCGCCACCUCUCCAUCUGUUCCUCCUCACUUCCGCCCUCGGCUGCAUUGCGCCUGCCAUUGCCAUUGCCGCUGCUCUCCAAAUUGAGCUUGUCACCACAACUUUUCUUCGCCCAUCAACUACUGUCUAACCAGACCAAGGCCAUAGCUGCCAACUGACGCCCCAAGCUUAGCUAGUCCUUACGAUACCGCCCAGCCAUGGCGUUUGCCAACCAUAGCCCCCUGAUCGUGGGGAUCCUCCUCCUCUUCGCCUUUGCGCCGGGUGUAGCUGCCUUCGGCGCGGGGAACAUCGCGAGCAUCUCCAAGAUUGAGGGCCAGAACUGGCGCCACGGAGAUAUCGAGGAUGCUCUUCUCAAGCUUGUCAUGGCCAGCGCCGCCGGCGGCAACAAAUUUGGCAAGCUUGACGUCAGCCGCGUCUAUUUCGGCAACUGGCUCCGCGACUACAGCCAGGCCAUCGAUGUCGGAACCGUCAAGAAUGUCUCGGCCGAGGCUAUUCGCCUCCUCUUGUGCGUCCUGGGUUUCCUGACCUUCGGAUACGGCUCGCGCGAGUUCGAAGUCACGGCCGACCGUCUUGGCUGCUACCGCCCUGAGGAUCACAUCGACAACCCCAAGAACUAUGCCGAUAACCAGGAUGCCACCCGGUACGACCGCCGGCUUCGUGGCCCCGUAGACGAGAGCGUCGAGCUGGCUGUUGAUGAGGAGACGGGCUUAAAGAACUACAUCGCCAACGAGAGGGCUGGGAUUAUGACCAGCGCCCAGCACGUGAGGAAUCUGUUCGGCAGGUGCAUCGAGCUUGGGCGCUCGUACGGACGCAACCGGAACAAGGCCGAGCUCUACGAGGCCCUACGGCUGCUCGGCACUGGCCUUCACUGCCUAGAAGACUACUUCGCCCAUUCCAACUAUGCGGAGCUCGCUCUGAUUGAGAUGGGUGAGAGGGAUGUGUUUCCGCACGUUGGCCGUAACACUCAGCUCCGGAUUCCUGGUGCCCGGCACUCUGUGUACCCUGCUGUCACGGGCACCUUUGGUGGGGUUGACUUUCUGCACUCGGUGACAGGAGAAGUGUCGGACAAGCUCACCCAAAACGAGAUCCAGGAGCUCGAAGCGACCCUUGACAACAACAAGCGAAAUGACAACAGUGGCCUCAAGGAUCUCCUUGACAAACUUCCUCCCGGCCUCAUCGGCGGGGACAAGAAGGAUAGGCUCGAUGAGAUCCAGGAGAACAACGCUGCCGCUCAGAUGGAACAGAUGAACGUCUCGCCGCGUGAGCCAGAGGAGUUCACCCGGCAGGUGCAGCAGGUCUUUGGACAGAUCAUGCCCGUCAUCGAGUUCCACGACGAGAUUUUCCAGAACAUCUCGCAGGCGCUUGAGAAUAUCCCCAUUCUGCCUCAGAUCCUCGAGCAGUUCCAGGAGCAGAUGUCCAUGUGGGUGUUUACUCAAAUCGCGCCCUUUGUUCUACCGAUUAUCCGGCAGAUCAAGAACGAGCUCAAGACGGGCUCCUCCGAGAUUAUCGAGAGCAGCAAGAACGAGCAACAUAUCGUGUUUGAGGACGACAAUUCGACCGACCCUACACAUUCGAUGCUCUCCAAGGAUCACUUCACAAACAUCCUGAACGAGGUUGCGGGCAAGACGGCGAAGAAGGUCGUGGAAUGGGUGGUGCCGCAGAUCAUGCAGGCUUGGGACGACCAUAACAUGGACGUCGGUCGGCUUAUGAACCGCAUCAUCUCGGGUGUGCUUCAUCAUCCUGCCCAGCGCGAUCAGGGACGAGACGGAGCGGAGGAAGGCAGAAGCAUCAUCUUCCGCUCUGUCGAAGAGUGGUGGAAUGGCAUGGACGAGGGCGCCAAGGACGAAUACCGCCGCAAGCUGUCGCGUGAGGGAGUCGAGAAUGGUCAGAACCACAAGGAAGGCCAGCACGAUUCGGGACACGGCUGCGGCAAGCCGCUCGGUAUGCACAAGAACUUCGAGACAGGCGGCGGCACCAUGGAGGACCGCAUCGCUCACGCUGCGGCCGGCGCUCUCCUCGGCGGUGUCACAUCGGGAAUUUCCGAAAUCGUGAAGCAAGGCUCAGGGGGCCAAAUCAACAUACCAGCCUAUCAAUCCCAGCAGUCCAACUACUCCGGAAACUCGGGAGAGGGCAGCGGCAUCAGCAGCUUCAUCGGUAACCUCCUGGGCGGCCUCAACAAGGAGGAGACGUCUUCCUCGUCGAGAAGCUACGACCGAGAGGACGGCGGAAACACUCAGUCCUAUUCGCAAUAUGGCCGAUCCGACUCGGGCGAUAGGUACGGCCAGGCGGAGUACAGCCAGACAGACUACGACGAUGGUAGCCAGCGGAGCGAGUACCGCCGGUACGAGCAGCGGGAGACAUCUGGCGGGUAUGAGGAGCGGUCCGAGAGGCGCCAUGAGAGCAACCGAGGGCAGGAGGACGAGGAGGAGGACGAGGAGGAGUCUAGGGGAGGUGGCGGUUUUGGGGACUUCAUUGAGGGUGUGGCCAGGGAGACGAGCCGUUGGGCUGAAGAGGACCGUGACCGUGGCUACUAGAGCCUUGACUAAAGCCGUUGCGACAUGGCAUCUUCAGUCUCUGGCAUUUGGCAGGUACACGAGCUCAUCAGUGGGAGGACUAAAAGCGCGACUUGGGGGCUUGAUAUACCACUAAGCUCCUUCUGGGCGGGGAAAGACGAUGAGUAGAUGCUAGCAUCGCUUGGUGCCUGUUUACGGGGAAAUAGGCAAUUCAACGACAUCGGAAGCAGGUCUGGCUGAUAAGAUGGGAGAAGCGAUAGCACAUGCCACGAGACUAUGCAAAGGCACGCGUAAUGGGCUGUCGUCAGAAGGUGGCCGUGCACAAUGAGAGAAGGAGGGAUACCCAGGCAUCAUGGAGUGCUAGGAUUAUGCAAAAGUGAAGAGACAUUCUUGUUUUCCCGGCUGAGUGGUAGGGUGCUCUACUACAGUUAGCUUACCC